CUGUAUCAAUAAAUUUGACGGACAUUUGUCACAUGAAUUGCUUGUUGCUAUACUACAUUUCCCAGAAUUCAUUAUCAAGACUCGCCAGCGGGUGAUUUUCUUCCUGGAUACAUGUCAAGUGCCAAAAUAAACAAUUACCUCGAGAGAAAAGAACUUUUACUGUCAGAUUACCUGCUAUCGAGAUAUGUACUUUAACGUUAUAGUGUACGGUAUUUUAUUCAUACAAUCUCUUGUUCAUUCUCGCCAACGAAGCAGUGGUGUUAACCCUUUAAACAACUCUUGUAGCUAACGUUUAGCUAUCUACCAAGUUAGCUACUUAGCGUUAGCUAACCCGAGCUUAAUUUUGUAAUUGCUUAGGUAAAGUUACAUCUAACUAACCUAGGUUAGAUAGCUACGUGUAUAGGUUUCUCAAAUCAUUAGCUAGCGAACCAACGCAAAGAUUUAAAGUAAAGCGAAGCAAUGUAAAAAUAUUUCUUGGGUCAGCUAUUUAGCAAGUAAUCAGUCCAUGAAUUUAUUAUUCUUUGCUCUUUAGAAGAUUAUCUCAGUUUAAAUGCUUGGUAGUAAGAUAUCUAGCUAACUAAAUCUUUUGACAUUUCCGCAAUCUAACUGCUGAGAUUGCACCGACGGUGAUGUGAGACCCAGCUAGCUUGAUUUGAAAGUACACACGAAUAAGUGCACCCUCUCGAAGACGACCUGUUUCUUCAUUUGUAAUCAUCUUGAUUGCAUUUACAUCACAAAUGGGAUUAUUUCAAUGAAUCCGUCGGACACAUUCAGGGAACAUAAGUCUAGGCUCUGAUAUAACCUAGCUAGCUCUGGUAGUACGCACAUACGAGUAUGCAAACUAGGCAUCACCACAAUCAGACGGAAGAUAACUGCCGUGAAAAUAAUUUCCCUGUUCACAUCCAAAUACUGGAUAUUCCCACUCAGCCCUUGACGAUGCCAGUUUCAACGAAUCUACCCCACUUGACUACCAAACUCUCCCUGAUGAGUCUUUGUCUUUCCACAGCACUGUGUGUGGGGAGAGUGGCUAAGGCAUUGGAACCUGGUCACUUGCCCUUCAGGAUGGAGGACUUCAGGAGGACAUAUCUUCGCCUGUGCAAAGAGGCAGGCACAGAGCCUCAGGAGUCACUCCUGGCACAGCUCUACGAGACCCGGGCUGCUGCCAGCGGUGCCAGGCUGGACCUGACUGGCCAGAGUCUGAUGGUGGAGUCCUGCUGUGUGCUUGGCCGGGCACUGCAGAAAGACAUUCUUUUCACUGAGCUUGUGCUCAGUGACUGCAUGCUCAGUGAGGAAGGUGCCAAACUUCUUCUAAGCGGGCUGUGUUCCAACACCAUGGUAAAAGUAUUGGAUCUUAAGGGAAACAAUUUAAGAGGAGCAGGAGCUGAGACUUUGGGGAAGUUGUUGGUGAGGAACAAGACAUUAAAAAGGCUUGUUUUGGAGUGGAAUGCUCUAGGGAUGUGGGAAGAGGGUUUUUCCAUAUUUUGUGAGGGUCUUGCUUCCAGUAGUUCUCUUAUUCUACUUGAUCUACGCAACAACCAAAUCAACCACCAGGGGGCAGCAGAGCUUGCACAGGCUCUCAAAAGGAAUUCUGUUCUCCAAGAGCUUGAUUUGCGGUGGAAUAACAUUGGUCUGCUAGGCAGUCGCUCCUUGCUGGAUGCCUUGCAGCAGAACCGCACUCUUCUCCAUCUUGAGAUGGCUGGCAACAACAUCCCUGGCGACAUCCUCAAAGCCAUUGAGCAGUCUAUGGACCACAAUGCAGAUAGGCAGUCCACUCUGCAAGAGAGCCGCACCAGGGCUCAGGUGCUCACCAAGGAGAUCCAGAUCCUCAAAGAGGAAAAGAGUCGGCAAUUCUUAGGUUUGAUGGAGACCAUCGAUAAACAGAGAGAUGAAAUGGGUAGGAGCAGUAGGAAUUCAACGGUCUUGCUGGAAAAGCUACAGGAGGCACUUAGUGAGCGGAAAUCAGCUGUGAAUUCGCUCACAGCCAAGCUGCAGAUGACCGAAGCAGCUCUGCUUCUGUCUGAGCAAAAAGUCAGUAACCUGGGCGAGCUACUGACCAGGGUGAAGCUAGAGAAGACGGAACUCACGGACAGGCAGUCCCGAGAGAUGAAGAAACAGUUAGAGGAGAGUGCUCAGCGUGAGGGGAAGCUGUUGAGAGAGGUGGACAGUCUCUCGGAGAAGAACCACCAACUGAAGAACAAGUUAGAGGAGAGUGAGCGGCGCUGCAAAGCUCAGCAAGAUCAGAUCUUCAGUCUAAAGCAGGAACUCACAAACUCCACUGCGGAACUAAAAUUACGGCUGGCCCAAGCUGAAGAGCGCUUGGACAUGGAGAAAAGACGAUCCAAACAAGCAUUUGAAGACAUGGACAGUUUGCGGCAGAAAGAGGUAGAUCAUGUCAACAGGCAUAUGGAGGAGAGUGAGAGAGCCCUGCAAGACCGUAUUCUCAAAUUGGAGGGCCAGCGAAUCCGGUUGGACGAGGAGCUGAGCCAAGUGAAGGCUGCUAUGGUGACAGAGAGGAUACAGGCGGAAGAGGAGCUGGGGAAAACGCGCGCACAGGUUCGUCUGGAGGAGCAGGAGCGUCUAAGCGGCCUGGAAGAGAAACUACGGAGUGCUCGGCAGGCGCGGGACGAGGCGCAGGGCCACUGCACCCAGCAGAAGCAAACCGUCGCCGAGCUGCACGCCCGUGCUGCCCAGCAGAGCUUGGAGAUGGACGCCCUGCGCCGCAGAAUCGAUGAGAUGCAGCAGGAUUUGGUGGGGAAGGAGCAAGAGAAGAUGGCAGAGGUGACACGGGUCAGGGUGGAGCUGCAGGAACAGACAGGCCACCUGCAGGCAGAGAGGACAGCCCAGUGUGGCCUCAAGGAGAAGAUUGCUGCUCUGGAGAGAGAGAUGAAGGCCCUCGGCACCAGCCACCGUGAGGCUCUUCUAGACAAAGAGAGCGAACUGUCGUCCCUGCAGGAACGUCUGCGUCUGCGGGAGGGUGAGAUCCAGCGCAUGCGAGAGAACGAGGCUCAGAGGGCCAGCUUCCUUCAGAAUGCCAUACUCACCUAUGUCCAGGGCUCCCCUCUCGCACAUUAUAGCCCCAGAAAAUGAGCCCUCUUCCCCCAGUGACCAGGGCUAGGAAGAGACCUCCAGACAAUGACUUUUAUGCACAAACAAGUUUACAAUAUUUCAUUCCUUUUAUUGUAAGUUGACAUUGACUCAUCUGCUCAAUACAUUUAUUAUUCCUGUCUGUUUUUUGCAAUGUUUUUAAUUCGGAGAUUCCAUUUGCUAAAACGAUGUUUGAAGUGUCCUGAAUUCUGAAAAUUUAUUUUUUGCCACAAUAUAAUAUAUAAUGUUGAGAUGGCUUUGUAUAUAUACACACGUGUGGUAUUGUGUGACACUGAACAGUCCCUUACACAUGAAUAAAUGUUUUUCUACAAGUCAGUCACUUGAAGCCAAUGAUAGUGGUUGGUCUGUCAGCAUAUGCUUCAUCUGAACAUAUUUAUGUCAAAGCUGGCAGGAACCUUGACCUCUGUACUUGCAGCUGGCAUUCAAUAUCAAAACAUGCAUUGACUGUUCUCUAUAGAUUUGAUUUUCGAGUGUUUUGUAUUUGAUCAUUUUAUUUUCUGGUUGUUUUAUAAACCUUUUGUAAAAUAA
Molecule: messenger RNA, 3633 nt
Organism: Electrophorus electricus (electric eel)
Lineage: Eukaryota; Metazoa; Chordata; Actinopteri; Gymnotiformes; Gymnotidae
Gene: lrrc45
Product: leucine rich repeat containing 45
Cellular component (GO): plasma membrane; centrosome
Molecular function (GO): protein binding
Source: RefSeq, a predicted model, not a curated record